This is a messenger RNA of Gymnogyps californianus (California condor), 1113 nucleotides long. It is a transcript of the gene ROPN1L, whose product is annotated as rhophilin associated tail protein 1 like. The transcript is spliced from 6 exons. The record is from RefSeq and is a predicted model, not a curated record. NCBI's taxonomy places the organism in Eukaryota, Metazoa, Chordata, Aves, Accipitriformes, Cathartidae. The coding region runs from base 63 to 719 and encodes 218 amino acids.
UGGCUGACCUGACUGCGUUUUUCUUUGCUUAUUAGGUCCUUGUAACGGAACACGAACAGACCAUGCCUCUUCCGGAAACCAUGUUUUGUGCUCAGCAGAUCAAAAUCCCCCCUGAGCUACCUGAUAUUCUGAAGCAAUUUACUAAAGCUGCUAUUAGGACUCAACCUCAUGAUGUUUUGCAGUGGGCGGCUGCGUAUUUUUCAGCGUUGUCAAAAGGCGAGCCCCUUCCUGUGAAGGAGAGGAUUGAAAUGCCUUUAGCAACAGAGAAAACAGAUGCUGGUUUGACCCCAGGACUCCUUAAAAUCUUGCACAAACAGCUUUCUCCCAAAGGCAUGGUGAAUGUUGCAGAACUGAAGGAAAAAUGGAAGCACUUGUGCUUGCCAGAGGCGCAGCUGAAAGCCAUCCUGCAGUUGGACAACUUUGGUGAGGAGGUGGAAUGGAUGAAGGUUCUGGCACUUGGGUGCAGCGUGCUCGGUGGGUCCUUGCUGAGUUCAAUGAAGCAUGCCUGCGAAAUCUUAACAAGGGACCCAGAAGGUGGAGCAGCUCGCAUUCCCUUCGAAACAUUCUCGUUCCUUUACUCAUAUUUGGCCAGUAUCGAUGGAGAGAUACCGGAGGAGAAAACUGAAGCAUUCCUCCACAGAAUUAAAGAACAAGCUGACAAGCAAACAGGCAUGGUGCUGCUAAGAAACUUUCUGACCCAGCCCUCAACACUGUUUUGAUCAAGCCUACUCUUCAGCACCAGGUGAGAGGAAGGAAAAAAAAAAGGGAAUAAAUGCAUGCAAGACAAUAAUUUGUGUUCAAAGGACCGUUAUUUGCACAUUACAAUACAAGAAGAUCCUCUUCUCUGGCACUUCCUUUUCUUUAUCCCACUCUUGAAAUUGCCCUUCAGUGGAUGUUAAUUGAAUACAUGGUUAUCCUGUUCUCCUGCCUCUCAAAUACUGAUGCUCACACCUAGGGAGUGAUACCUUCACUCACCUGUUUAUAUUGAGUAAAAGGUAUUUUGUUAUGGAUCUUCCUACCUGUACUUCAUGAGUGAUUGUAAGAAAAGAAGUAAAACACAGAAUUAAAUUUAGAGAAGACUGGACAGCUGUAAUUGCUGCAUUUCUCAUUACA